CCGUUAUUCUGACGGUUGGUAUCGGUUCGACUGGAUUACUAAGAUUCCCCUCGUCCCCUCUGCCCUCCGGACACUCUCUGUUUGCCAUGGCCGAAGCCCGAGCUUCGCCGCCGCCUCCUCCUCCUCCUCCGUCCUCUCCUUCGUCCCCCAUGGCCCGUGCCGCCGCCUUCUCCUCGUCUCCGGAGCUCCCGGCGAUCUUGGCUGGGAGAAUCCGGAACCAGAGUCGGGGCCAAGCCGUGGAGCCGCCGCCCGUGGACCCGCUAGAGGAGGUCGAGAUGCAGAUCGACGAUGCAGCCUUUUCAUUAAUUAAACUUCUUGAAGCCACAUCUGCUGUUUCAGCUCAGGUGGAAGAACUUGCAUUCAAAUGUACCGAAAAUGCACGUUUCCUUAAAACAUGGAGAGGUCUUCUAAAAGAAGGCUACGAUUCCUUGAAACUUGACAGCCAAUGCAGCACAACUAACUAGAUGUUGAAAUAACUGCUUUAGGAAAUUGAAGAAAGAAUUGCUAUAUAUAUAUAAUGCUUGCACUUUUUCCCCACAUGAUAUUUGCACCUAUGGAUGUAUAAGACUUUCUUUCCAACAGUUCUGGAUAUCUACGACACUUUGUUUUGUAACUGAAUAUUAAGAUUUUACUUGUGUAUUUUUCCUAUUUUUUAAAAAGGA
Molecule: messenger RNA, 662 nt
Organism: Gracilinanus agilis (Agile Gracile Mouse Opossum)
Lineage: Eukaryota; Metazoa; Chordata; Mammalia; Didelphimorphia; Didelphidae
Gene: C6H4orf46
Product: chromosome 6 C4orf46 homolog
Exons: 2
Coding region: 87-464 (125 amino acids)
Source: RefSeq, a predicted model, not a curated record